Phasianus colchicus (ring-necked pheasant) is the source of this 1917-nucleotide messenger RNA. It is a transcript of the gene NDRG1, whose product is annotated as N-myc downstream regulated 1. NCBI's taxonomy places the organism in Eukaryota, Metazoa, Chordata, Aves, Galliformes, Phasianidae. The record is from RefSeq and is a predicted model, not a curated record.
GGCCGCAGGGAAGGCACGGACAGCAGCGGCGGAGGGCAGCGCCUCCCGGCGGGCGGGGCGAGGGCUAUAAAUCCACCCCGCGGGCGCAGACGGGUGGCGGUCGGAGCGCGGCGGUUGCAGCGCGCGGAGAGCGGCUCUUGGGGGCAGAUAUCAGCUACUGACCAUGUCAACAGAGUUCCAGGAUGCUCACCUUGCAGAGGUGAAACCUCUGGUGGAGAAGGAGGAGGAGAUGCAGAGGAGCUUGUCAGUAAUAGCAAUGGCUAGACAUAGGAGUGAACAUUUAGACAUUCGGCAAUAUUCAAGAAAUGAAGGAAACGGGAAAGAGCUCUCCACUGGAGAACCAGCUAUCACUCGCCUCCUUCCAGACUUCGAUGUUCAGGAACAAGAUGUGGAGACCAUGCACGGCAUGGUCCAUGUCACCAUGUGUGGGACACCCAGAGGGAACAGACCUGCUAUCCUCACGUACCACGACAUUGGGUUGAAUCAUAAAACUUGCUUCAAUCCUCUCUUCAACUUUGAGGAUAUGCAGGAAAUCACCCAGCACUUUGCAGUUUGCCACGUGGAUGCACCUGGUCAGCAGGAUGGGGCACCAUCUUUCCAAGCUGGGUACAUAUAUCCUUCCAUGGAUCAGCUGGCUGAAAUGCUUCCUGGAAUCCUGAAACAGUUCGGGCUGAAGAGCAUUAUUGGAAUGGGAACCGGAGCUGGUGCCUACGUCCUGACCAGAUUUGCUUUAAACCACCCAGACAUGGUGGAGGGAUUGGUUCUCAUUAAUGUAAACCCUUGUGCUGAAGGUUGGAUGGACUGGGCAGCAACAAAGAUUUCAGGUUGGACAAAUGCUUUACCAGACUUGGUCAUUUCACAUCUCUUUGGAAAGGAAGAGAUUCACAGCAACCAUGACCUGAUCCAUACUUACCGUCAGCAUAUUAUUAAUGAUAUGAAUCAAACCAACCUUCAUCUCUUUGUCAACUCUUACAACAGUCGUCGAGACCUAGAGAUUGAGCGCCCUGUUCCUGGAUUAAAUGUUGUCACCCUUCAGUGCCCUGUGCUCCUGGUGGUUGGUGACAGCUCCCCAGCAGUGGAUGCUGUGGUUGAAUGCAAUUCAAAGCUGGACCCAACAAGAACAACACUUCUGAAGAUGGCUGACUGUGGUGGGCUCCCUCAAGUUUCCCAGCCUGCAAAGCUUGCAGAAGCUUUCAAAUACUUUGUUCAGGGAAUGGGAUACAUGCCUUCUGCUAGCAUGACCAGGCUGAUGAGGUCCCGCACUGCUUCUGGCUCCAGCGUAACCUCCUUGGAAGGACAGAGGAGCCGGUCCCACACUGGGGAAGGCACAAGGAGCCGGUCCCACACUGGGGAGGGAACUAGGAGCCGAUCCCACACUGGGGAGGGUUCCAGGAACCGCUCCCACACAGACACACGCAUCGAGCUGACGCCGAAUUCAGCCAGCAAUGCUGAGCAAUCAGGCCCCAAGUCCAUGGAAGUGUCCUGCUAAGCGUGUGAGGGAGGUUUAAACUGGUCACAGUUUGAAAAAAUAAAGGAUGCCCCUUGUGUAUCACAAAAACAUAACUGGUAUUAAUCUCAAGCUAUUCUGUAGGAUGAGCUCUGUUCUCCAGGGUCUGACAGGGACCAAAGAAAAGAAGCAUCUCAUUUGCUCUAUCGUUACUCUUGUAACUCAGACAGUUGCUGCUAUUGUGCCCUCCUUCAGUGGAUGCCAAAUUCAAAAGGAAACUUGCCAAAAGCUGAUAUGGUUGUAAACACUUCAGAGUCAAACCAGACUUGCUUAAUAUUAUUCUUCAAAAUCAAUUACGUGCCCCUUUAUCUCUAAUUCUCUUGAAGUAAACUGGCACAAUUUGAGAUGAGCUUCAAAGAGGGGGAGAAAAUCACUAUUAUGGAUGGCUUGUUUAAAAAAAAAAAAAAAAA